UUACAGUACCUCUUUUUUCAUUUCCAUAGUCACUUUGUGAGAUAGAUAUUACUCCGUUUUGGAGAUUAGGAAACCAACUGGGACAGCUGUCAUGUCCUGGAGAGAAACGCCUGGUCUCGCGUCACAGGAGAGAAGAGGCCAUAGGCCCCGCGCGCUUGCGUCCAGAAAGCGCGGAAGGCGGGAGAGAAUCCGACCAAUCGGAGAACAGGCUGAGGGAUGGCCCCGCCUCUGACUGCCGAACUCCGCCUCUUUUUCUACCGCCCUUUGGGAGUAGGAGUGUGCGGCUGACGCGUCCCGCCCCUGCCUCUGAGUGACAGGACCGUGGACAGCAACAUUUCCAACUGGACACGAAGUUUGUCGGCCCUUGCCUUGGCUGAGCUGAGUAAGAAAAAGCAACCAAGGGUAUUAUUUUUGAUACCUGGGAUUGAACUUCCUAGGGAUGCGAGCACAGCACACAUCCAGACAUCUGUAAAGACCUUGCCUUUGGAAACCUCUUACCCCUUGGCAGCCCUCCAGAGUUCAGACUUGGCAGCAUCAAGGACACAACGCAAGAAACCUUCUGGACAAUAAAUAUUUUUGAGUACUGAUUCUGCAUAUAUAGUGGAAGCAUCAGGCAUUUUGGAAAUCAAAGAUGGGUAGAAAAGAUGCCUCUGCUGUAAAGCUUCCUGUUGAUCAGUACAGAAAACAAAUUGGUAAACAGGAUUAUAAAAAAACCAAACCUAUUUUACGAGCAACCAAAUUAAAAGCAGAAGCAAAGAAAACAGCAAUAGGCAUAAAGGAAGUUGGCCUGGUUCUUGCAGCGAUACUGGCUCUCCUGCUGGCUUUCUACGCUUUCUUUUAUCUCAGACUGUCCCUGGAUGUGGACCCUGAUCUGGAACCAGAUGAAGAUUAGCAGUGCAGCAAGCAACACAGAAAAAGAGAAAUAAUUUUAUAAAAGCACCUCUUGGGACCAAUACUUUCUGAAGUACUGAAAGUACAGCAUCUUGAAUUCUUUCUGCUGGUACUUCAGCUGGCAGAAAUAUCUUUUUAAAUAAUUGCAUAGGAUAUCAAGAAAAGAGCCUUACCCAGCGGUGUAGUAAAAUGUAUGCUACUGGAUGUCUUUAUAAAUCUUUCAACUUUGACAGGCACCCUAUACGUGGUGCGUUUAGAUAAAACGGAAAACAGAUUCUAAAUUCUUCAGAGUCUUAGCAAUUCCUAUGUAGAACUCCAUCCAUGACAGAUUAGUAAAUCUAUUUUCCUUUCUGUGUGCAUGGUAAGUAAAAGUAUGUGUCCUCAUUUACAGAAAUCAACUCAGAUCACAUUCAGAGCCUAAGAAGGAACAAAAGUCAUGGGAAAAUUUUCAUUUUACAAAGAAGCCCUGCUUUUUCUCCAGACGUAUUUUAUAUCAUUAGAGAGACUAUCUGCACAUACAUCUAUAGUAAUCUUUCUCCUUCUUUGCCAACUGUUCAGUGCACAUGUGCUCCGUCAGAAAUGGCACCUGGAUGACAGAAGCUCAAAGAGUCACAUAUGUCUCUAAAAUAGAAUUCCUUUCCUCUUGGGCUUUCUGAAGUGGUGUAAAUAGAAAGUUCAGUUGAUCUUGAUUUUAAUUAACUUAUUACUCUAUUAAUAUAAACUUUGGAAUUCUAUUUUAAUUAUGUUGGUCUGGCUGCUUGCAGUAUUAGUUUGCCCCUCUUGUUUGGGAGAUAUGUAACAAUCUGUCUUUUAAUUGUGCAGCCUUUUCAUACAAUCGUAAUAGCAGAAGUUCCACCUACCCAGAAUCAUUUUUCUUAAGUUAUUUCUUAAAUCAGAACAAUACCAAGUUGUUUUUAAAAUUUACCUUUGCCCCUUGAGAUUUCAUCAAUUAAACUCUUCAGUGGAAAUUAAAUAGUGGAAGAAAAAUAUAUGACUCCUGUUAUUCUCAUGUGUACUUUUCUGUUUCUAUACUUUCAUCAAGGUGUGUGGGUUUAUUAGAGCAUAAUGACCAAGAUACUCAAUAUUUUUUACUGGUAGUAGUUUUUUUUUUUACUUUAUUUUUAAAACACGUAAAGCUUAGAAGAUGGGGAAACGUGUCCACAGUACAGUUGCCAGCUACUAUAGUAUAUAAAAGUACCUAGAAAAUUAACAUGUGCACAGAGUGUUUUGUUGUAUAUGCGUUGUAUUUAUGAAGAAUAAAGAAAACAUUAAGAUUGUUUCCAUACUGGCCAAGAGAAGAAAGCUUCGAAAAAUACCCUCGAGGGCUUUAUAAGCACAGUUUCUAAAAAAGGUAUUCUUUGGUACUUUUGAAGAUAGUUGAAUAUGACUGUGUAGCAUUAUUUUCUGUAGAACUUUUUCAUGUAACAUGAUUUAUUUCAUCAGCGUAAAAACAGCCACAGGUUCCAGUAUCCGCACAGGUCAUUUAUGCCAAACAACUGAGGACAAAAUUCAGCCAGUGUUAUCUGUUGAAUACUUCAGUUUCAAAUCACAAACUCAGGAGACAGUCCAAGAGUUCCUGAACACUCACCACAGCUGACCAAUCCAAGUGGCAUUUUUAGGAAAGGUUGCAGCAUUUAGUGCCAUGUGGUGUGUCUGUUCAUGAAGUGGGAGGCAAGGGGAUAUCCAAGCUGGCAUUUUGGAUACGAUGGGCCUUUUCCUUUCCUGAGUGACAUGCCACAUGUCAAGAAAUACUGCUUUCCCCUACUCCCAUCACAUUUACGUGAACAAUUUUCAUUUAGCUAUUUCCCCUCCCAUAUGGUGUUAAAAACAGUCAUUUUAAAUGAAGCUCAUUUCUUGUUUUUAGUGGUAAUUUAAAUGAGAGGAUAUGUAAUAAUUGUUGAGUAGCCAUCUAGGCAAUUGAAAUAUGACAUGGUUUCAGGUAUUUAAAAUGAAUGACUAUACUCUUGGAAAUGCUUGAAAAUCUAUCAUCCUGAAAAAUCUUUAUCAUCCGGUUUUACUCUUGAGAUGUUCUUUUGGGAAAAAAAAAAUAUUGUUUCUGAUCUAAUAAAUAAUAGUCUAAAUACAGUAUUAUUAUAGACAAGUUUCCUUGCCCAGUUCUAUUGCUAUUUUGAGUCAAUGCCCAUUUGUAUGACUUUAAUGACCCCCAAAACCAAAAAAAAUAACCUGUUGCCAUGGAGUUGGCUCCGAUUGGUGACCCCAGAGAACCAUAAAUCCCAGAAGCUAAACUCUUUGAAUUUAACAAACAGCAGGUAAAGUGGGACAAUAUAUGCUUACACAACACUGUUUUUGUGAAAUGCAAAUUUUGUGAACUCACAUUAACUGGAAAGCAGCCAGACCUCUGUAGAGGAAUCCCAGACUGAAAGUCUGAUUUGAAUCUUUGAAGACAGAGAAGCGAUAUCCGGCCUGCUCUUUCAGCGGAUGGACCACACUCUUGAACCACAAGUGGUGUUUGGCAUAAAUCUGAGACUGGCAACAGACACAAAUUUUAGGCGUGGGUUUCCCCUUUCCCCCAAUAAUUCAUUGUUCACAGUAGUUCAGAUGACAAAAACAGAAAAAUUAUAAUGGCUUUACAGAACGUUAGAAUCUAUUUGUUAACAUAUUCUACGGAAUAGGGUUCAACUAAUGCACCAGAUGUAAAAUAUAGCUUAUUGAAUACCAUGAAUGAAGCUUAAAGGGCUGCUGGUUCUUAUUUUACAUGUAUAUGUAGGUGGAGGUAAAGAAUAUAUAAAUUCCUUUGAUGAGAGGACAUACUUUAAAUAUAUUACUUCAUAUAGAAUUUCAUGGCGGGGGGGGAACACCCUGCCUAUUUUGUAUCAGAAUAGGGUUUGUUGUUGCUUAAAGGUGGCAAAUACUUCAAGAUUUUCUAUCUUAGCAAUUUUUUAUAUAGACAGAAAGAAUGCUCCCACCCCCACCAAUGAUUGUAAGAUCCUGAGAGUAUGUUCUUGUUAAUUUCUGUAUUUCUAAUGCUGUCGUAAUCUGCACAUACUUAGUAAGUGCAUGUUAAGGUUUAAAUUAAAUUUUUCCUCAGUCCUCUGAGUCUGGCACAGUGUUUUUGCUUGUCGUAGAUGCUCAAAAAUUGGUUGAAAUUCAUAAAUAAAAUUUUAAAAUCACAGUAUUGACCAACUCUUAGCCUUUAGCGUUUAUGGUUGUGGUUAUUGGUUGUAUUGGAAUGUGUAUAUGUCCCAUCCUGGUGCUCUUUCAAGUCAAGAGAACUAGAAUUAAGAUUGCUGUAGAACAUAGAUAUUGCUCCUUUCUAGGAAAUUAAAUGUGCCCUUUUUUUCUUAGCAUUCUAAUAAGCCACACUCAACAUUUUAAAUUCAUUUUAGCAUAUGUCGUUACUCCAAAUGAAAACAAAACUAAAUUUUUAUUAUAAUGUUUAUGUGAAUACUAAAGCACUAUAUUUCCAGUUUCCAAAAUUAUAUAGUAAAUAAUACUUGAGUAGAGUGAAUUGUGCUUUAGAUAAGCAUCAGAAAUAAACUUCUAGAAAUUAAACUUAUAAAAUUUUAAUGUAUUUUAUCCAUAACUUGAGGUUGUUGAGCCAGAAACCAUCUAGAAUAAUUUUAUAUUCUUUCCUUUCCAACAAUUAUGCGUCUUUCCACUUGCCUGAGGCUUCUCUGGGGAGAUUCUUACCACUUCUCCCUUAGCAGCACUGCCCUCUUUUAUUAGAAUUACUCCAAUGCGGCAUGGUUGAAACGAUGUUUGCUAGAUAUUGUUCCAUUGGCAACAUACCUAGAAUAAGUGCAACCCACAGUAAAAACUGUAGUAGAUGAAUUCAGUACCUACAGAAACAAUUUUAAUAUUUUGUCUAGGUUUUAGCUCUACAGGCAAGUAUAGAGGGAGCUGAGAGAGCCACGUAAAGAACUAUACCAGUGUGAAAAUAUCCAUAAUGGGUCAGUAAAUUUAUUUAAAACAAUUGAACUGCGACAGUAUUCAGCAUAGUGCCUUCUCAUUAUACCAUUUUUUUAGCCCUAGCAACAGACAUGAGAUCCUUAUUUCAAGCAAAAUAAGAUACUUUACAUGCCAGAAGAUUUUUUGAUGACAGUACCCCCUCCUAUUCUUCAUUUUUUAAAACAACAACCAAAUUGGUGGGGAGGCAGCCAAAAUUUGAGGUACCAAUGCCUCUCGAACAGAUGUCGCACCAUUAUUUUUUAGCUCGUUUAGAUGAAUAAACAUGUUAAACUGUGAAGUAUUACAUUUUAGAUUUUUUCAUUAAAAAAAGAGACAAUCUGUUUACUGUCCUAAUUGAGACAACAAUCCUUGUGGUUGCCAGUUUUGGCAGUCAUAACAAUGAACUAUAAAUAUUUGGACCAAUCAAGUAAAUGGUGACUAUAAAGGCUAUAGCAUGUGUAAAGUUCUGUUUUCACGGGCACCCAUCUUGGUACGGCAUUUUUUUCCUAUUUCUUCAAAUAUAAUUGUUUGUGUGAAACUGAACUUCCAUGGUAAGUCUAAAAGAAAUUGAUUUCAAUAUCUAAUUUCUUUCUAGAUUUUCAUCCCUUUUGGUGUUCAGCUAUCCAUCUGCUUGUAACAAAUUGCUUCUGCAGUUGCUCUGUUGGAUGUGUCAAGGCAGGUCUUCACUGGAUUGCCUUUUCUGCACAUCUUAGGCUAAGAAAACUCAGUCUCCCACCCCCCAUUUUCAUAUUUAUAAAGUGAGAUUCAAAACAUUUUUAAAGUCUCUGAUAUUGCAGCAAUUAGUUUUUUAAAGGACGGUUUUAUAAAUAAACAACCAGAUACAUUUCCUGCACUAAUGGCCAAGAGAAGGAGGUCAUCAUCUCAGCCCCUAAUAGGAUGUUUUACAGGGAACAACAGAGCGGGAGGAGUUGAUAGAAUAAAGAGAAAUAAUUCAGACAUGAAAAAUUAUUGAUGAUACUAGUCCCUAAACAUUUGUGAUACAAAUAGGGUGUGCCCUUCUAGGCUUCUUAUUUGGGUGCUUUUGUUCCCUUCUCUUCACCUCUACCUUAUCUGCCUCAAUUCUAAGUUGUAGGCAAUCUCUAACAUUCUCGUUUGCAAUUUAUAUGAAUCUUAUUUAUACUUUAAGUCAUACUUAACUAUGUGCUUACUGUAUUAACUGCUUCUACCCUUUUUACUUAGGAUCAUCAUUGAUCUUUUCCACUUAUUCCCCCCAUCCCUACCACUGUAUCUUAAUUCUUGUCUGCUUUUUUUCUGAUAUAUCAUUAACCUCUUGUAUUACAAAACCGUAGGAAGAAUAGUAUAGUGAACCUCAAUCUGUCCAUCACCCAGGGUCAACAGUUAUUCAUGUUUUGCCACUUUUUAUAUAUUGCCCCCCAUUGUUUGUAACUGGGAUAUUUUAAAGCAAACCCUAGACAUGGUGAUAUUUUACCUGUAAAUAUCUCAGUGUACAAGGAUUUUGUUUACAUUACCAGGAAGCCAUUAUUGUAGUUAAUAAAAUCAAUAGUAAUUUCUUAAUAUCAUCUAGUAGCAGGUCCAUCUUAAAAUGUUCCUGAUUGUCUCCAAGAUGUCUAUUUAUAAUAGGUUUGGAAUCCAGAUCUGUACUGCAUUUGAUUGUAUGCCUCUUUAAUUUCUUUUACUGUAUAACAUACUUCUGUUUCAUGUCAAUGAUUUGUUGAAGAAGUGAGGAUAUUUGUCCUUUUGAAUGUCUGAUAUUCUAGAUUUGGCCUUUUUCAUUGUGUUAUUCAAUUUAUUCCUUUAUUUUUCUGAUAUUCUGUAAAUUGAGAGUUAGAUUUUAAACUGGAUUAGAUCUGAAUGUGUGUGUUUAAGGCAAGAGUAUCAUAGUACUUCAAAAGGUUUUCUGAUAUCUGGUUUUCUCUGUAUGGUGCUGCUAAAAUGUAUUAGUGGGUUCAGGUGCUAGUAGCCUGAUUCCAUCCAAAAUAAAGUUUUACAUACUAUUUUAUCUAAAGCAUCCAUUCAUAAUUGUUUCCUAGAUCCAUUAUUUCAUUGGGCAUUACUAAGUGAUGAUCUUCUAUCAUUUUUUAGCAUAUAUUAAUUGUAAUUCUUAAAAAGUUUUGUCUUCAUCAACCCUUUGGUUACUCUUAAAUACAAUUCAUAAAGGAAGGAUAAAUACUUGAAUCUUUCCCUUUAUUAAAUUUCAGAGUAAAGAGUUUGCCCUCUCGAAUGGUGAUCAAUGAAGAUUUGCUAUUGCUAUUCCUGUUGUGGCUUUUAUUAUCAUUAUGAACUAUAGAUUUUUAUAUAUUUGAUGUGCUUCAACUCAUUGUAAUUACUAUUCUUUUCCGUACUGAACCAGAAUUCCAUCAUCAUGCAUAAUAUUAGACAUAGCCUCAUACAAAUCAUGAAAAUUUUAUACUUUCACAUUUUUCUGAAAGUGAUAGCCAGUACAAUAAAAAACAAAACAAAAACCAUGAAUAAGAGUUAAAUAUAGAAAAGAAUGGAAAAUCUAAUACUAUUUGCAGAUUAUAUGAUUAGCUGAAAAAACUGAGUAAGAUUUAGGUAACAUGUUCCAUUAGAAAAUAAAUAUGAGGAUAUAUAUAAACAACUAUAUCAAUUUAUUGCAUAUUAUAAUAGAAAAAUACCUCUUUCACAAUUACAAACAAAAAUAUGGACUACCCAGGAAAAAAUUAGCAAAAAAUGUACAGCCUCAAUGGGAUUAAAAAAAAAAAAAAAAUUACAAGGUAACAUGAUAAAACUUCAACUAAAAAAGAGAUUAACUGUCUCCCUGGGUAGGAAGAUUCAAUAUUGUACAAAUAUAAAUUUUCAUCUAAUCUGGAAAACAGAAAAGAGGACCUUAAUCUGCCAGAUAUUAAAGCAUAUUAUAAAGCUGUAGUAAUUAAAAUAAUUUCAUAGUCAAGAAAAGUAGGUAAAACAAUAAGUAAAAGUGCAGUCUUCAGAAAUAUAUCCAAAUAUAAAUAUUCAUUUAACAUAUCAUAUACAUCACAAAGAUGAUGUUGUUAGGUGCUAUUGAGCUGGUUCCGAUUCAUAGUGACCCCGUGCACAACAGAAUGAAACUCUGCCCAGACCUGUGCCAUCCUCACAGUUUUUGCUAUGUUUGAGCCCAUUGUUGCAGCCACUGCAAUGAUCUAUCUCAUUAAGGGCCUUCCUCUUUUUCUUUUCCAAGCAUGAUGUCCCCCUCCAGGGGCUGGUCCCUCUUGAUAACAUGCUAUAAGUACGUGAGACAAAGUCUUGCCAUCCUCACAUCUAAGGAGCCUUCUGGCUGUACUUCUCUGAAGAUGGAUUUAUUUGUUUUUCUGGCAGUCCAAGGUAUAUUCAGUAUUCUUCGCCAACCCCAUAAUUUGAAGGCAUCAAUUCUUGUUCAUUGUCCAGCUUUUGCAUGCAUAUGAGGCAAUUGAAAAUACCAUGGCUUGGGUAAGGUGCAACUUAGUCCACAGAGAGAGAGUUGAUAAAUUAUUUAUUGAAUGUAUUGGAAAGACUGUCUGUUUAGAAAUUAAUAGAUAACUGUAUCUAUAAAUUAAAAGGCUUAAAAUUAAUUUCUGAUGGAAUUUAUGAUUUCUAUAUAAAAAAAAAUGAAACCAUGAAAAAGCAUUUGAAGAAAUUAUAGGUAGGAGUUUUUAGUAGGGAAAUUAUUUCCAAGUAUUGAUUCAUGAGUCAGAAAUCAUAAAAGAAAUACUGUGGGAUUAUAACACAUUGAAUUAAAAUCUAACAUGCAGCCCAGUACCCAGUGUUAAUUAAGGAUGUGAGAAAACAAUCUCUUUCAUAUACUACUUGGUAGAAUGAUAAAUCUCACAUGCCUUCUAGAAGGUAAUUUUGCAGCAUACUUUAAAAGAUUUAAAUUUGAUGUAUACUUUAGAAAUCUUUCCAAAGGUAACAAUGCCUGUAGUGAGCAAAAAUGUGGAAAGUAUGGUAACUAUAAAAAAAAACUAUAGCAGUGCUUAAAACAUCAAAAACAAAACAAACAAAAAACCCUGAAAUUAACAUAAAUGUCCAUCAUAGGAUUCUGUUUAAAUGAAUCAUGUUACAUCAUAAAAUUAUAAUGAUAGCUAGUUACACUUAAUAUCAUGGACAGAUGAAAAGGAAGUUAUAAAAAAUUGCAUGUGAUAAUUCUGUUUUGUUUAAAUACACAUAUCUGUAUGUGUUUGUAUAUGUGUAUGUCUGUAUGGAAGUGGUGGAAGACUGUUGAGCAAGAAAAAUGUUAUCUCUUGAAUAUUAUAAGUGAUUUUUAUUUUUUAUGUGGAGUGCAUCCUUCAGGAUCCAUUUUCAGGGAAGUCUAGAAGGAAAUUUUUUUUUGCUGAGCUGGAUCACGAGUCCAGAUGUCUGGCAGGUUUGUCUGUUUUUGUUUUUUUCCAUUAUGUUCUUCUAUGUUCAUUCAUUCAAUAACCAUUAAGCACCUAUUAGGUGCUAAUAUAUAGGGUCGCUAUGAGUCAGAAUCAGCUUGAUGGCAAUGGGUUGGUCUUUUUUGUUUAGGUGCUAAUAAGUCAUCUUGGGCAAUUCAUUUAUAUACAACAUAGGUACUAUAGAAAGAGCUCUGCUUUUUCACAGCGAGAAACUGAAGCAUCAAAAAGGAACUGAUAUUUGAAUUUAUGCAUUGUUCACUCAAAUAAUAAUAAUAAUAGUAAUGAACAUCUGCUAUGUGCCAGUCACUGUUCUUUGUACUUGCAACAAAUUAGUAACUAUAAACAAACAACAACAACAAAAUACUCCUGCUCUCAUGGUAUGUGGUCUUGAGAGAUGGUGACAGUUUCAUCAAGUAGAGAGGAUGACGAAAAGGUAUUCCAAGGAAGAAGUGAAAACCUACAAAAGAGCAUAGGGGCAUAUUAGUGCCUGGUGUGCAGCUGGUGUCUGGAAUAUGGAGUGUGUGUAGUGUAGUGGUAUGGGAAAAUUGUUUAGCUAAUGACCCUUAAUGCUCACUGGUACUUUCUUCCUCUGCUUAGAACCUUUUUUUUUUGUUUUCCUUGUUUAAUCUGGAAGAUCUCUAAAUAUCUAUCUUUGAAGACUCAUCGGUUCCCAGAUUUCCCUGGACUUUCCUCCUGAAGCCUCCAACCUCUCCCACCCCCAUCCUAAGUUAGAUGACUCUUCUCUGUGUCUUUCAUUCAACUUAUUCCACAGUGAUAUAAUUAUCCACUUAUGUGUCUGAUUCUCCCAUUGGACUGUGAGGUCCUUAAGAAAGAACUCAAGAUUUCAUUGCUUUAUCUCUAAUGCCAAGUACUGGUCCCUGCCCAGAGAAUAAACACAAUAAAUAUUUUUUAGUGAAAAAGUAUCACACUUCCUCAGAGCAGAGUUUCUUAAGGUUGGCAUUAUUGACACCUUGAGCCAGAUAAUUCUUCAUCAGGGUAUCCUGUGCAUUGUAGGAUGUUUAGUAGCAUCCCGGACCUCUAUCCACUAGAUGCCAGUAGCACCACCCGUUCUUCCCCAGAGUUGUGACAAUCAAAAAUGUCUCCAGACAUUGCCAAGUGCCCCCCGAAGUCAGAGUCUUCACCAUCCCCACCUUCGAGAACUCCUGCCUUGGAAUGAUGAAAAUUCCAGUUCCAAUGAUACAGACAUCGGGAGGGGCAGGAUGAGGAUUUUGAGUUACUUCAAGCCUUUUAUCAGAGGCAUUGUAAUUUUUUUAAGACCAAACACUCCUAAUCAUAUACUAAUUGUUGACUCAAAUCCUGUACUAACUAUGGUGCUUGGCAGGGGGUGGGAAAGUCACAUGUGGAAAGAUGCCUGAACUUGACCUACCUGGCUGUUCAAAUUCCUGGUGUUACUGUAACCUUGUUUUAUUUUUUUCUCAAAAGACUUUAAGAUGUUAAUUUUAUUCAAUAAAUAAGCUAGUAUUUUUUUCAAGGAAUUUUGACAUACUGUUAAGUACAAAACUAUUAAAGCUGAAAAGGACUUAAAAAAUAAUUAUGUUCCACUUGCUUUUAAAGUUUUUUUUUAAUUAAUGCAGCUGAAUAAACUUUUCGCAUAGGUCUUAGAAACAAAUACUUAAAUUCAAGAGAGCUUUUUGAAACUUUUAUGUAGAAACUAUUUUUCUUGGAUUCAGAGAUUGUGUAUGAUCUCUAGUUUGUGCGUAGAGUUUAGAAUAGUGAUAUAAUGAAUACCCAAGUACCCAGCACCUAGCUUAAGAAAAAGAACAAUAACUUUGAAGUCCUUAUCCAUCACAUUCCCCGUAAGUAAACUAUUUCAUUUUAGUAAUUAACCCUGUUUUGCUCUCUUUUAUAGUUUCCCAUCUUUCUGUGUAACUCUAAAGCAUGUAUUAUUUAGUUUUGCUUGUUUUUGAACAAUAUGUAGUUGGAAUUCUUACGUGAUGUGGUUUUAUCAUUCAAGUUUUUUUUUCUUAGAUUCAUUUAUGCAGAUAUUCAUUAAUUUCAUUGCUAUGCCACAAUAUAUAUACCCAUUCGAUGGACAUUUGAAUUAUAUUCAGUUUUUUAAUAAUAUAAACCAUGCUGUCAUGAACACUAUUGCUCCUACUUCCUGGCGAACAUGUGCAAGUAUUCCUAGAGGAAAAGUAUUGCUAGAUAAUCCAAAGUGAUUUCAAAAUUUGUGGCAGGAAUUUACACAAGUACUAGUUGAGGAUAGUGUUAUUUUUUCAGUUCUGUUAUGAAACUUUCCAAGUUAUUUCCUAGUUGGAUAAACCUUACCCAACCAAAGAAGUGCGCACAUGUACAGUAUUCCUUGAAUCCACAAACCUUUUAAAGUGCUUCUCUAUUGCCUUGACACUCAAAGAGGAGUUGGCUCAACAUAAAAUACUUGGCUUGCAAUUUCUUAUGAAUUAUUUAAAAAUACUGCCUUAGCCACACUGUUGCUUUGUUUUAUAUGUUACCCUGGAGAAGUUUGAUGCCAGCCCAAUUUUUUUGCCCUUUUGAUCUUAUUUCCUGUACACUCUGAAGAUUUUUGUCUUUAAAUUCUAAUCAUUUUACUAGAAUGUAUUUCAAAGUUUAUUAUGUUGGAGUUUUCGAGGCAAACAUGGGGGCCCUUUCGAUAUGUAAAAAGAUUUGUUUCUUACUUUUGAAAAGUUUUCUAAUAGUUUUACAUAUUAAUUUUAUUGCUUUAUUUAUUGUCUUUAGAGAUGUCAAUUAUAUGUAUGUUGAACCCUCUGCAUAGCUUCCAUUUCAACCCUUUUUUCACACUGUUUUGUUAUUUUAUUUUUAUUCUCGGUGUUUUUUCAAAGUUUCUUAUUAAAUUUUCAUAAGAAUCUUUUAUUCCUUGGCUACUUUAUUCACUGUAAUCUAGUCUUCAUUUCUGAGAUGGACUUGUCUUUUUCUUCAGUUUCUUUUCUUAUAUCAAACAACUCUUAUUGUAUUGUUUCCUUUUUUCCACUUAUGCCCUUAGUUUUAAAAUUUCUGCUUCUAGCUUAUAUCUGUAUCUUCAUCUACAUGUAUUUGCAUAUCUGUAUAUGUAUAUCUAACCUCUGAAUGCUUGUUUAAGGAUCUUUUAAUUCUGUUUGGAGUAUGGUGUUUCAGUAUUCUGUUUUUUGUUUCUUUUUUGGUAGGGAACAUUUUUAUCACCUAAAAUAUUGAUACAGGCAUACCUCGUUUUAUUGUGCCUCACUUAAUUAUGUUUUGCAGAUACUGUGUUUUUUUUACUAAUUGAAGGUUUGUGGUGGCCCUGUGUCGAGCACAUCUAUCAGUGCCGUUCUCCCAAAAGCAUGUGCUCACUUCCUGUCUCUGUGUCACAUUUUGGUAAUUCUGAAAAUAUUUUAAACUUUUUCAUUAUUACUAUAUCUGUUAUGGUGAUCUCUGAUCAGUGAUUGUCUUAGUCAUCUAGUGCCCUUGUAACAGAAAUGCCGCAAGUGGAUGACUUUAACGAACAGAAGUUUAUUAUCUCACAGUCUGGUAGGUUAGCAGUCCAAAUUCAGGGUGUCAACUCCAGGGGAAGGCUUUCUCUCUUGGGUCUGGAGGAGGGUCCUUGCCAUCAAUCUUUCCCUGGACUAGAAGCUUCUCUGCACAGAAACCCUGGGUCCAAAGGAUGUGCUUUGCUCCCAGCACUGCUUUCUUGGUGAUAUGAGGUGCCCCUGUCUCUCUGCUCACUUCUGUCUUUUAUAUCUCAAAAGAGAUUGGCUUAAAACAAUCUAAUCUUGUAGACUGAGUUUACAUAACUGCCUAAUCCCAUCCACGUCAUAGAGAUAGGACUUACAACACAUAGAGAAACUUCACCAGAUGACAAAACGGUGGACAAGCAUACAUUACCGGGAAUCAUGACCUAGCCAAGUUGACAGAUAUUUUGGGGCGGGGGGAGUACAGUUCAAUCCAUGGCAGUGAUCUUUGAUGUUACUAUUGUAAUUGUUUUGGUGCUCCACAAACCACGCCCAUAUGACACGGUGAGCUUAAUAAAUAUUGUGUGUGUCCUAAAUGCUCUACCAAUCAGCCAUUCACCUGUCUCUUUCCCUCCCCCCGGGCCUUCCUAUUCCUCAAGACACCACAAUAUUGAAAUUAGGCCAAUUUAU
This is a messenger RNA of Loxodonta africana (African savanna elephant), 13228 nucleotides long. RefSeq names its product triple QxxK/R motif containing (gene TRIQK). The record is from RefSeq and is a predicted model, not a curated record. The transcript is spliced from 6 exons. Lineage: Eukaryota; Metazoa; Chordata; Mammalia; Proboscidea; Elephantidae. The coding region runs from base 632 to 892 and encodes 86 amino acids. Gene Ontology annotation, cellular component: endoplasmic reticulum membrane.